Olea europaea var. sylvestris is the source of this 447-nucleotide messenger RNA. Its product is annotated as rRNA 2'-O-methyltransferase fibrillarin-like. The record is from RefSeq and is a predicted model, not a curated record. The transcript is spliced from 3 exons. The coding region runs from base 1 to 447 and encodes 148 amino acids. Lineage: Eukaryota; Viridiplantae; Streptophyta; Magnoliopsida; Lamiales; Oleaceae.
AUGGCGUUCAAAAUAAAAGAAUUGGAGUCAAUAAACACUCCAAAGAAGUCAUCAAUCAAAUUGGAUGAUCAAGUCAUUCCUGGACUUUCAGGAGGUGGGGAUGGAGGCGAUAGAGUUCGAGGUGGUGGUGGAGGUGGUGGUGGAGAUGGAGGUGGUGAUAGAGUUCGAGGUGGGGGUGGAGAUGGAAGUGGAGUUGGAGAUAGAGGCGGAGGAGGUGGCGAUAGAGUUCGAGGUGGUGGUGGUGGCGGAGGUGGCGAUAGAGUUCGAGGUGGUGGAGGUGGCAAUAGAGUUCGAGAUGGUGGUAGAGAUAGAGGCGGAGGUGGCGAUGGAGUUCGAGGUGGUGGAGAUCUACGUGGAGGUGGGGGUGGAGAUUGGCAAAACAAUGGUAACCUUACUGGUACUUCUUCGUCAAAAUCUCGUAAGCGUACGAGUUCGUUGUACAAGUGA